AGGAGGAGGAGGAGGGGGGGGGGCGGCUCUCGAAGGAGGCGGCCGUCGGGCAGGCAGGGCAGGCGACAGCCCAGCACCAUGAAGUUCCAGUACAAGGAAGACCACCCGUUCGAGUACAGGAAAAAAGAAGGGGAGAAAAUCAGGAAGAAAUACCCCGACAGAGUCCCUGUAAUUGUGGAAAAAGCACCAAAAGCCAGAGUACCUGACCUAGACAAAAGGAAGUAUCUUGUGCCUUCUGACCUCACAGUUGGCCAAUUCUACUUCUUAAUCCGAAAACGGAUCCACCUGAGGCCAGAAGAUGCCCUCUUCUUCUUUGUCAAUAAUACCAUCCCUCCCACCAGUGCUACAAUGGGCCAGCUGUAUGAGGAUAACCACGAGGAGGACUAUUUUCUCUAUGUGGCCUACAGCGAUGAGAGUGUCUAUGGCAAGUGAGCACCAGCCCCUCAGGCAUGCAGGCGAGAUGGACUUUGGGGGGGGGGGGAAUGUUGGAGAGGAGGAAGGAUGCCUGAGAAGAGGGGAAGAGAGCUGGAAGUGAACCACAUGCACAAUGCCAUCACCUUCCAUGCAUUAAUUAUAACAAUUAUUUUUUAAAUUGAGGGGAGGGAGGGUAGGGGAACAGUGUAUAAGAGGGUGAACUGAAAGGCUAAUGAGGGGUUCUGCGUUGAAGGAUGGGGAGACUCCACUGUUCAUAGUUCUUCUCUUGCCACAGCUGGAGGUAGUUAGCCGGUACUGGAGGCUGCUAGACAAGCCAGUGUGGUAGAGCUCCAGGAGAGCGACUGGGCAGGAUGGCCAUUUUUGUGUCACCCUUUCACUGGCUGAAGGCAUGCCAUGGAUUGCACACUGACCUUGUCAAGCCUUGCCCAUGGCGUGGGCUGCACUCCCGUGAACAUUCAGUGACCUGUGAAAUACUUCACUCUGGCUGUCACACAAGGCUGUCCUGGGCUGACAGUCCUCACUCCAACUGCUACCUGUGAAGUGUUCCAAGAGUAUUGUGUUUUCCAUUAUUUCCAUCAGUAUUAGAAGGGCUUACACUGAGAGCUGGGAACUCCUCAGCUGUGAGAGGUUGGGGAAGAGAAGGAGGGAUUUAUUUUUUUUCCCUUUGUUGCUUUAAUCGCAAGUGCUGGACAGAAAAAUUAGAGAUGACCCUUUCGUUCUUUUCAUUGAAGUCAACCAGUAAACUUGUAAGCACAGGGCUAGAAGGGACCUCAAGAGAAUGGCUAGCCCACUUCAGCUCUGAGGCAGGACUGAGUAUACCAAACAUGUCCACCAUGGCUGCUCAUCAAAUUUGUUCUUGGUGAACUUCACUGAGGCCAUUCCUGGAGGCUGCUGAGAUCGUCUGUUCCGUUCCUAGCUCCUACAAGUGAGAGAGCUUUUCUUGCUACCUAACUUUAUUCUCCCCUGCUGUGCAUUAAGGCAACUAACUACUAAUGGUCUUGUUAUUGGUGAACACAGAAAAUAACCUGUCAGUGUUGACCCUGUACCAGUCCUCUGCAGAUUUGAAGAUGGCAGAAGUCCUGUGGGUUUAGCCUUUCCUUCUGUGUCCCAUCCCUGUACAGCCCUUGUACCACAUGCACAAGCGGAAGAAAUCAGUCGCUCCCACAUGUGUUUUGCUGGCUUUUUGUGAUCAGACAACAGUGCCCCUCUUCGCCACAAGAGAGGUGCUUUUAGACCCAAAGAGGAAGGGGAAUAGAUUCUCUCUAGGCUUUUUAAAAAAUUAUUUUACUUUAAGCCAGUGUUGUUCUUAGGAAGGUGCCAGAUAGAUGCUGUCCUGUGCAAGCCUUACGCUGUCAUGCCAGAGGAGCUUCUUCCCAGUGGCAGAAACAGCAGAUUUUUCCAUAGCUGCUGUAACUCUGAUGAAGAGAUGGAGUUUGGCCUGACUUUCAGGAAAAUUCUGGGGUUUUAUCUAAAAAUGGGAGAACUGGACCUGAAACAUUCCUACAUUUAAGAGAGGGACCAAGAGGGAGGAAAAGACAAGAAGGAUGAAGACAUGCAGAUUCCAAUGUAGGUUGGAAGGUGUUUGCUCUGUUUACAUGAAGUUAGAUCCCAGUUCUCUGCGUUCCUCAGGAAUGAGAAAGCAAGAUGAGUGCUCCUCUGUGGAAGACAGGAAAUCAUGUUUCAGCCUUCUCUGACUGUUGUUCCACAGAGGUACGCGAGGCAGAAGAACAGUCUGGGAGUGUGAAGCGGGAGCCACUGGAAGAACUGUGUGAAGGUCAGGGAAGGCGGUGUAGUGGGGCAGGAGGGUCACUGCCCGUGAGGUAUGGGAAGUAGCAGAAGAAUGGGAGAGAAGGGAGGGACUGCAAGUGGUGUAGACAGAGCAGUUGUAAUGGGCAGACAGAAACUGGGGGAACAAAGGAUGAAAUGGUUUUUUCAUCCUGAACUUCAUGUUUGCUGUUCCAUCAUGUGUUCAUCUGAAAUAGAUGCGUUUGGGUGAGUUGUACAUACUGCUAACUGAGGUAACUUCAAUUUCUGCCUACAGUGCUCAGUCCUCUCUUUUUGGCCCACACUCCUCCAAUUACCGGGCAUUUUUCACAUCCUUUGGGUGCAAAUCCGCAUCAGUCUCUUGUUUUAGGAAGCUCUGAAUGUUCCGAAGCAGAGAACAGACCCAGAAGGCUUUCUAGAGUAAAAGACAAGAUGCAGGCAGAUGGCAUGCAUCUCUCUGCCACUGUCCCACUUGCUCACGCACGUGCUGCCAAGCACGUUUUUGUGUGUUGUCUCAGAUGAGCCCAUGCUUAGGCACAUUGACAUGAGAAAGAGUUGGCAUCUGGGGUGCUUGGUUUUGUGUUCAGACCUCCCCUCCCGCUGCUGGGUUGAUAAGUGACAUGUGUGGGACUAAUCUCAGCUGUUUGUUACAUGUAGAGUUUAUGGUUUAAUUUAGUUAUUUUACGGUUCUUUUAACUGGAUUGUGGCAUUUACUUCUGUUUUUGCGCUAGUCUGGUAUUGUACAAGGUAAUGAUGGUAAUUUUUUUUUGUGUUGGUUAGCUGCAGGUUCUUGUAAAAUAAAGUUCAUACUACUUGAGCUAAAUCAACCAAUCAAUAAAGAUGCAUUUGAAAAUCA
This is a messenger RNA of Tyto alba (common barn owl), 3055 nucleotides long. RefSeq names its product GABA type A receptor associated protein like 1 (gene GABARAPL1). Gene Ontology annotation, molecular function: GABA receptor binding; ubiquitin protein ligase binding. Gene Ontology annotation, biological process: cellular response to nitrogen starvation; autophagosome assembly; macroautophagy. The record is from RefSeq and is a predicted model, not a curated record. The coding region runs from base 79 to 432 and encodes 117 amino acids. Gene Ontology annotation, cellular component: autophagosome membrane; autophagosome; cytosol. The transcript has 4 exons. Lineage: Eukaryota; Metazoa; Chordata; Aves; Strigiformes; Tytonidae.